AUGUCGGUCAACGAUCUCUUGGUGCAAGGAGCCGCUCCUCUGUACUUCCUGGACUACUUUGCCUGCUCCAAGCUCGCAGUGCCGAUCGCUGCAGCAGUCAUCACGGGUGUCGCAACUGGCUGCAGGCAGGCACGCUGCGGACUGAUCGGAGGCGAAACGGCUGAGAUGCCUGGCAUGUAUGCUGCAGACGACUACGACUUGGCUGGGUUCGCUGUAGGCGCUGUUGAGCGACAGCAGCUACUUCCCCGCGUGAGCGAAGUCAAGGCAGGAGACGUCUUGCUCGGCCUGCCAUCGUCCGGCCUACACUCCAACGGCUUCUCUUUAGUCAGGAAAAUUCUCGCGCGGGCUGGUGGUCCCACUGCUCUACAUGCACCUGCUCCUUUUGCCUCGGCAUCCAGACACAAGACUUUGGCGGACGCGUUUUUGGAGCCUACCAGAAUCUACGUCGAGUCCUUGUCACCUUUGCUCGGCCUUUCUGACGGCAAUGCAGGUUCUGCUCAACCUCAGCCGCAUGCGGCCUGGAAGGGGCUACGAGCGCUUUCUCACAUCACAGGUGGAGGCUUUACGGACAAUAUUCCUCGGAUCUUGCCUGAGCAUCUCGGCGCCAAUAUCGAUGUCAGCGCGUGGCCGCAGCCCCCUCUUUUCGCCUGGUUGCAGAAGAUUGGAGAGGUGCGAGCAGCAGAAAUGUGUCGCACAUUUAACAACGGUGUCGGAAUGGUGCUAGUGGUCGAUUCGAGCGCAGUGAAAGAGACCAUUGAGGCAUUGAAGCUGGGCGGGGAAGAACACGUCAUCCAGAUGGGGUCCAUUGAGGAAGGAGCUGGCAUCAGAUAUCGCGGCUUCGAGAGUUGGGCGCUCCCUUAG
Messenger RNA from Ceraceosorus bombacis, 861 nucleotides. Lineage: Eukaryota; Fungi; Basidiomycota; Exobasidiomycetes; Ceraceosorales; Ceraceosoraceae. The record is from the annotation of a GenBank genome assembly.